Messenger RNA from Leguminivora glycinivorella, 2477 nucleotides. RefSeq lists its product as uncharacterized. The transcript is spliced from 2 exons. Lineage: Eukaryota; Metazoa; Arthropoda; Insecta; Lepidoptera; Tortricidae. The record is from RefSeq and is a predicted model, not a curated record. The coding region runs from base 1639 to 2187 and encodes 182 amino acids.
CCAGAUUCUUAUGGCUUAAAGAUACCUCUAAACCAGUAUCUCAGGAUAACCUACUUUACCUAAGAUUCUGCAGAGUUCCAUUCGGCGUGAUAUCUUCACCGUUUCUACUGAAUGCGACUAUUAAAGAACAUUUAAAUAAUGCAGAAGAUCAGCAUGUCAGGCAGAAAGCGAAUGACAUAUACGUAGACAACUUUGUUUCAGGCUGUAGUACUACAGCUGAAGCAAUAGAGCUUUACAAAAGUUUAAAAGGAUCUUUUCAAGAUAUUUCAAUGUCACUCAGGGAUUGGAGUUCUAACUCCGAAGAAUUCAUGAAGAUGGUCCCUGAUACAUGUAAAGAAAACAAGAUAAAAGUACUUGGCUUAGAGUGGGACAUAAAAAAGGACACCCUCCAGCUGAAGCCCAACCUCCAAGAGGAAGCAGUCACAAAAAGAGGAAUACUGAAGACUAUCGCAUCAAUUUAUGACCCGUGCGGUUACGCGGCACCUCAUACAUUAUCAGCUAAACUUUUUCUGCAAGGACUUUGGAAGGCCGGAGUAUCUUGGGACUCACCAUUAUCAAGCGAGCUAACAGAAGAGUGGAACAUCAUCCGACAGAACCUAGAAGUCAUAGGAAAGGUAUCGGUGGAUAGAUGUUACAUGAAGACACCAACGGAAGCGAAUUACCAACUGCACUGCUUCACAGAUGCUUCACUACAAGCCUACGCAGCAUCGGUGUUUCUAGUCUGUGGCUCGAAGAAAAGCUUUAUCAUGGGUAAAUCCCGUCUGAUACCAACCAAGGAUCAAGAUAACCUCAAGAUACCCCGUCUAGAACUUCUGGGAGUACUGAUAGGCUGUAGACUGAUGAAGUUCGUCCUUAAGUUUCUGCAACAGAAAAUAGUAAGACAAGUCUUAUGGACCGAUAGUCAGAUUGUCAUCGAAUGGUGUAAGUCUAACAAACUACUUCCUCCCUUCGUUGCCAGACGAGUAGAAGAAAUCAAGACAAACAAAGACCUGGAGAUAAGAUAUCUACCAUCAAGCUUGAACCCAGCAGAUGUAGGCACAAGACCCCUUCGUGCAGAGGAGGAUAAGGAGAAAUGGCUGAAUGGUCCGCAGUUUAUAACAGAAGAUCCACAGAAAUGGCCAACCACAUCCGGCAGUGAGCCAACCAGUUCUCUUCUGACAGGGGAGGGUCUUGGGUUCCAAGAAGACAUAGAGAUGGUCGAUAAAGAAGAUCCAGUUGUUAAUGUCAACCCGAUGAAAACGGAGGAAAUUAUAACACCAAAUGAAGUGAUAGGAAAUAAUCAGUCAACAGACGACAAGCUUCAUAAAUUAAAAGAAAUUCAAGCUAAAUAUUUUCCUCUAGAGGUAGAAGGAAAAGAAACCAAUCUAAGUCGAAACUUAGGAGUAUUCAAGGACAUUGAUGACCUAUUGAGAUGCAAAGGUCGUAUGAAAAACGCAAACUGGUCGUUCGACAAACGAUACCCUAUACUCAUACCAAAAGAGUCAGAUUUCACGAAGGAAAUUAUAAUGAAAACUCAUCAAGAGAACAAACAUGUAGGUGUCAGCCACACGCUUGAUAAAAUAAGAGAAAUGUAUUGGAUUCCUCAAGGAAGAAGUAAAGUCCAACGGAUAUUAAAGGGAUGCCCUGAAUGUAUGAAACAUGAUGGAGGACCUUAUAGACUACCAGAAACCCCUGCUCUUCCUAAAGAGAGAGUCAAUUACAGCUCUCCUUUUACGUACGUUGGAACAGUGUAAACAAACGUCACAUGAAGAAAGCGUAGAAGAAUCUGUACAGGUUCCUGACGUCCCACAUCCAACAAGAAGGGACGACGUGAUGAAAGAAUCCACUAACGACGUUCUUAAGACUUCUGAGCAGAAAUCUUAUCAAUUAACAGAAUUAAACGAGUCAGAAGAAAUACCGUCUGAUUCAGUCUUAUUAGAGCCUGCAUCUAGUCAGUUACACGAGCCUGAGCCUAAGUCCAUACCCGAACCAGACCCACUCGCAGUCAAAGACAUGACGUUCUGCGAGAACACUGAUCCUGAAACGCACCACCUAGAGAACAUCGCGUCGGCUGAACAUCACGACGAGUCCAGACCUAAGAGAGCAGCGGCGCUUCGUGCUCUUGAGAAGAUUAAGGAGUGGACCAGCAACUUAGUCGCAGUUUUGCUGCCUGUAGUGGGGAGUGUCGCGACCAACGCGAAACUAUAGAGCCCCAAGAAUAUUCCCCUGCGGCAACACUGGCGGCGCCCUCUGGGUGGAGCCAUAAUCACGGAGUGACAAUCAGCCGCCGUAACAUAAAAGCAAGCGAAGCAGAUCAGAGGCUCACCUGGCCCCGAGAAGGUUGGGACAGCGUGAGCGUGGAUGAGGAAUCAUCUAUAGAAAUGUCAGGUAUGUAUACCAUGCAUUCUGUUUGGUGGUCAGUAUAUAUAUUGACCACACACACACAAAUAAGUUGCCAUCCUUCUCCUUUACGGACUCGUAAAUGUACCGUAGGCGGC